GGGGGCUCCACCAACGCGAUUCACAGAGCCGAGGCGGUCUUUCCUAGAAUGAGGGCAACCCCGAAUGAUGAGUACAAGAAUAACAACAAGGUGGUACCUAACCUGACAAAUCCUUUAGGUUCUAGUAUUAGUUAGUGCUCCGCGCUGCCUGUUCAAAUUUUGAUUUCCCGAUUGAUUCUUGGUGAAUCUCCCAUUUGACUGCGGCCAUGAGAGCACCCUUGGCGAGACUCAUUUAUCGAUCACCGCUCACUGCAGACGUAGUACCGCUCAAGCCUUUUGUACCAAAACUUAUACUUCCAGUCGCUUGUCGACAGCAGUCUACUCGUGCAACAUUACCCGGCAGCGGAUCCAGAAACCGUCGUCUUCUCGGAACAACUACAGCCUCUCUUGGAGCGCUUGGAAUCGUCUACUACUACAGCGUGGGCACCAUGUCGUCAAAACUCAUUCCGGACAACCCGGCAGAGGUGAUGGUGAUUCGCAACAUCACUCCGAACAUCGUGACACUUUCCGUGCCGUUCAAAAGAUUUGGGCGUUUUGACAUUGGAGGCAGGGGGACCAUAGUCCGACUCACAUCUGGGUCACUCGCUGUGUUCUCUCCCGUGGCCCUGACGCCAGAUGUCAAAGCAAAAGUGGCCGAGAUGGGCGGUAAACUGGAGUACAUAGUAGCGACCGACAUUGAGCACCACAUAUUCGUCUCGGAUUGGAAGCAGGAGUACCCAGAUGCGCACAUCCUGGGCCCCGAAGGUUUGCCUGAAAAGCGCGCCAAGGUGCACGACGACGAGAGGAUCGGCAAGGAGGCGUUCCACACCGUCUUCACGACGGCGGACAAGGGCAAGCAGACGGUGACGCCCGAGUUCGACGCCGACUUUACGCACGAGUUUGUCGAUGCGCACCCUAACAAGGAGCUCGUGUUUCUGUACCGGCCCGACCGGGUGCUCAUCCAGGCAGACAUGCUCUUCAAUCUGCCGGCCGUUGAGCAGUACUCGCGGGUGCCUGAGGAGGCCAAGCCCAAGAACGGCCUGCUCAACAAGUUUUUUACCAGUAUGAACUCUACUGCCGGGGACGCCAUGGGCAUCAAGCGCUUCCUGUGGUACGCCAUAAGCUCCAAGGACCGCGACGGCUUCAACAAGAGCGUGCAGAGGAUCAAUGAGUGGGAUUUCGUGACGAUUGUGCCGUGUCACGGGGAGACGAUGGAGGGUAAUGGGAAGGAAAUAUUUGAGAAGGUUUUUGAGUGGCACUUGAAGGGCACUAAGAAGCCUUGAAGAGAGGGGGGG
Molecule: messenger RNA, 1274 nt
Organism: Pyricularia oryzae 70-15
Lineage: Eukaryota; Fungi; Ascomycota; Sordariomycetes; Magnaporthales; Pyriculariaceae
Exons: 2
Coding region: 207-1262 (351 amino acids)
Source: RefSeq, a predicted model, not a curated record